CGCAGCUUAGCUCGUCCGAAGUUCUUGACUUCUACAAUGUCCUCCUCUAGUUCUCCGAGACAUGUCGCCAUCAUCGGCAUGGGGCUUGUUGGAUGCCUCGCAGCCCUCGGGCUCGCGAAGCGCUUUUCCUGGGAGGUAGACAUCUACGAAUCACGAAGCUCGACGUCGCAGGCCAUUGAUGACAACAAGACGAUUAACCUCGCUCUGAGCAACCGGGGACUCCGAUCGUUCGAAGAGAUCGACCCUCGUCUUGCCGCCGAGCUCGUGCGCCAGAGCGUUCCACUUUACGGUCGGACGAUACACAAAUCCGACGGCAAGACCGAGUUCCAAGCCUACGGUCCGCGCGGAGAGGCGAUUUAUUCUGUCAACCGACUUACGAUGAUAGCUCUCUUGAAAGAAGCUAUUGACGCGUGCCCGCUGAUCACGACGCACUACAGUCGCAAACUUCUCAAGUCAGACGGACGUAACCUCGUAUUCGAGGAUCCUGCAACAGGCGAACGCACCUCCGCCUCCGCCGACCUCGUCAUCGGCGCGGACGGAGCAUAUUCCACAGUCAGAGAGCAGAUGCGCAGAGUUAUCAAAAUGGACCUGACCACUCGGUGGGCACCCUUGUCAUACAUGAAGAUCGAGGUUCCGCCCAUGGUCCGCCCGGACGGGAACACCGACCACGCGUUCGACCCCACCACGCUGCACGUCUGGCCCCGCAAGGACUUCCUGCUGAUCGCGCCGAGCAACCCGGACAAGACGUUCACAUGCGUCCUGUGGGCGCCGGAGUCGCUCCUGGAGGGCCUUCGGGACAAAGAGGCAGCGACGCAUUUCCUUCAGGAACAGUUCCCAUCAUUCGUGGCAGCUACUUGCUCCGCCGAUGUAGUCAAGCAAGUGACCACGGGCCCUAUUGUACCAAUGAGCUCAACAAAGUGUUUCCCCAUGAACGACGCCGACAGAAUCUUGAUUGGUGACGCUGCCCACGCAAUCGUUCCUUACCUCGGCCACGGAGCGAACGUGGGUUUCGAGGAUGUCCGAAUCCUCCUAGAAUGCCUCGAGCGCGAGGUCGACCAGGUCUCCGCACUGGACGCCUACUCAAGGAUCCGUCGCGAUGACCUCGAGGCUAUUGAAGCCAUCUCCUGGGGUCACAAUAAGGAACUUGGCCAGUCAGUGCUGGAGAUAAGUUACCGCAUUCGAAAGAGCCUCGACUUCUUCCUCGCACGCCUCUUCCCAGGACGCUGGGCGCCGCUCUACGCCGCGGUCACCUUUGAAGCAGGCACACCCUACUCCAAGGUAAUCGAGCGGCAUCAGCGACAACAGCGGAUCAUCAGAACUCUUACGUGGUUCGUGUCUACAUUACUCCUCUUGACGCUAUGGAGGGUGUUGGGCCAGCCCGGGUUGGUGACGUUCUUGCAUUUAUUCAUGCUUGACCAAGCUUUUUGCUCAGCUUGAAGUGGGUUCUUUUGGGCAUGGUGACGGGAUGAUUGCUGUUCAUAGACUAGCAUAGGACUUGGAAUAUCACAUUCGUCUUU
Gloeophyllum trabeum ATCC 11539 is the source of this 1517-nucleotide messenger RNA. Its product is annotated as FAD/NAD P-binding domain-containing protein. The record is from RefSeq and is a predicted model, not a curated record. Lineage: Eukaryota; Fungi; Basidiomycota; Agaricomycetes; Gloeophyllales; Gloeophyllaceae. The transcript is spliced from 8 exons. Gene Ontology annotation, cellular component: mitochondrial outer membrane. Gene Ontology annotation, molecular function: NAD(P)H oxidase H2O2-forming activity; kynurenine 3-monooxygenase activity; FAD binding. Gene Ontology annotation, biological process: NAD+ metabolic process. Bases 37 to 1437 code for a protein of 466 amino acids.